CCAAAGUUACUCAGGUGAAUGUUAAAAUGGCCUGGUCACGUCCUCAAGGUGAUUUAAAAAUUUGGGAUACUUUUGAAACUAAUAAUUUAGCGGGAAAAAAGUUGCGAUUUGUUAUCCAAGAAAUACCAGAGAAUCGAUACGAAGAAGCUUUAGAUCAUUUAUGUACCAAUUAUCUGAGGUACGAAGAUAUGCGAAUGAGUCUCAAUGUAGUACAUGAUCCAGAUUCAGUAGCUUAUAAUCGUGGAUUUUGGAAAGCAGCUCUCAAUCAAAGGAUUUCAAUUGGCGCAUUUGAAGUUAAUGAUAAUAAUCAAGUAUCUAUACUUGCAGGAUUAAAUGUACUGAGAGUCAUCGAUAAAGAUUCCAGUAAAAUAAAGAGGCCUAUUACUAGUAAUAUGAUAGCAACCCAAAAAAUUAUUAAUUUUGUACAAAACGCUGCCGCGGAAGUGGAUCCUUGUAACAGAUAUGGAGUCGACUAUUUUUUAACCGGCACUGGGUUGGAUAUAAAUCCACAUUACAGUCGUCUAGGAUUAGGUACUCGGCUUUUAUUAACCAGAGAAAAAGUUGGUAGGGCGUACAAUAUACCAGUAACUUCAACAAUGUUUUCUUCACUGUUGGCACAAAAAACCGCUGAAAAAGCUGGUUUUGUUGAUAUUUUAGAACGAGGGUGGGACGAAGUUACUGACGACCACGGAGAAUUAUUAUUUCCUGGACUCAAAGGCCUUCGUUGGAAAAUAAUGGAUAAAAAAUUGUUGUAA
Molecule: messenger RNA, 755 nt
Organism: Microplitis demolitor
Lineage: Eukaryota; Metazoa; Arthropoda; Insecta; Hymenoptera; Braconidae
Exons: 4
Coding region: 27-755 (242 amino acids)
Source: RefSeq, a predicted model, not a curated record